AUGGAGCCCUGCCCACCAUCAAGAAGGUGCUGGAGAAGGGUGCCAAGUCCGUCGUCCUGGCCUCUCACCUUGGACGACCCGACGGCUCCGUCGUCUCGAAGUACUCCUUGGCGCCCGUGGCCAAGAUCCUGGAGGAGAAGCUGGGCAAGCCAGUCACGUUCUGCACCGACUGCGUCGGGCCUGAGGUGGAGGCCACCUGCGCGGACCCAGCGGCCGGCAGCGUGA
This is a messenger RNA of Symbiodinium sp. CCMP2456, 225 nucleotides long. NCBI's taxonomy places the organism in Eukaryota, Dinophyceae, Suessiales, Symbiodiniaceae. The record is from the annotation of a GenBank genome assembly.